Messenger RNA from Triticum aestivum (bread wheat), 781 nucleotides. RefSeq lists its product as uncharacterized. Bases 40 to 423 code for a protein of 127 amino acids. The record is from RefSeq and is a predicted model, not a curated record. The transcript has a single exon. Lineage: Eukaryota; Viridiplantae; Streptophyta; Magnoliopsida; Poales; Poaceae.
CCUACGCACUGAUACUCUACGGUGUGAUCGAUCGACGUCAUGGCGAAGGUGCAGGUGAGGGCGAGGUUCGUAACGGAGGUGGCGCCGCCGCAGCUCGUGUCGGUCGUGCGGCGGAGGAAGGUGCCGAGGAGCCUCGACACGAUCGUCGAGGACGACAGGGAGCUGCAGCAGCUGGCCUACGGCGACCAUCAUCAUCAUCAUCAUCAUCAUCAUCAUCGUCAGGCUACUGCCUCCGCGGCGUCGAUGAAGAGGGCGUUGCCGGCCGGCGCGCGCACUGGCGGUGCCGGGUUCAUGAGGGAGCUCAGCAGCUGCUUCUCCGGCAACGGCGUCCACGGCCAGGCGGGCGGUGGCGGCUGGGAGAGCACGCGCAGCAAAGGGCACGGCCGACGAGCCGUGUUUGCUCACCGGACGCAUGCAAAUUAAGCAAACGAACAAGGCUUGCUGCUGAACUUGGGCGUCCACAUCCAUGUCUGUUACUAGCUCGAUCAAUCUCAUUAGUGUGCCCUUGUCCCGUUCCGAAGACUAAUAGUAGUACUAGUAUGCUAGCAUGCGUAGCUAAGCUUUGAUGUGACUAUGGAUUUUUGACGAUGUUCAUUUAGUGAGAGGAGACCUGUCGAUUAUGAGACGUGUGCAAUAACUUCGUCAAUCUAAAGAAAUAUUGUGUUGGCGCAAUAUUUCAAAGGUGCUCGUUGGAUAGAAUGUUCAUUUGUGUAUUGUAUGGAUGAGUGUAUGCGUGUAUGCAAGCACCUACAUUUGCUCUGUAUUAAAAAAAGAUAGUGGA